AUGGAGACGCGCCUCGGUCGCUGUCUUUACAGCCUUUUCGCUAAGUGGAUUUGGCUCUUUACCUUAACUUCCAUCCCGGGCACAACAAAAGCGGAGGUAAGGUGCAUUCCCUCGUGCCAGCUGCCGGUUAUCAGAGCGUUUCCCCGGGAACUGGCCGCGCUGGAAUUGGUCAAAUUCGUCGAGGCGCCGGCUGAUGAAUUUGUUGGAUUUACUGAGGGGUCACCGAGUGCCAAACCUAUCUCCAGCGGGGACCAGAGGCACAACAUUGCGGAAUUUACCGUGAGUGAAGAAAGUUCAUUCAAAGUGCAGCAGCCGGUGGGUAACAACACAGCUUGCCUUCAGAAGGACGCGCUAAACGGUCAACAAAAACUUUCCGUCUCCAAAGUGUCUUCUCAAAGUGCUUCACGCGCGGUUUCCCUAUUCCCCAGUGCCGAUAAUUUAACCGAAAAUAGCAGCGCCGGGGAAAAAAAUAACAGCUUUUACGGAGAAAAUGGGACGCAGGUUGGUGUGAUGGCAAAGGAGGACAAGGUUGCGGCCAGUUUUAGGAAUCGGUGCCGGAGAGGAAAGCGCAGCGCUCCGGUGGCGGAGCAAAGCACAGGGACUUGGUCCGGAUUCAGAUCUGAAGGGGAGGAUGCCUCCUCUGCGGGUCAACAGGAGUUUCACUUGACAAGUUCAACAUUUGCGCUCACUGGUGACACGGCUCACAACCAAGCAAUGGUGCACUGGUCCGGCCAAAAUAGUAGCGUGAUCCUCAUGUUGACAAAAUACUAUGACUUCAACUCUGGCAGAGUAACGGAGAGUUCUUUGUGGAGGUCAACUGAUUAUGGGACAACGUAUGAGAAGCUUAAUGAAAAAGUGGGGCCAAAAACGAUACUGAGCUACUUAUAUGUGAGUCCGAACAACAAAAGAAAGAUCAUGUUACUGACCGACCCGGAGGUGGAGAGCAGCCUGCUCAUUAGCCUUGACGAGGGGGCGUCCUAUCAGAAACACAGCUUAGCCUUUGAUAUCCUCAGCCUGCUUUUCCACCCUGAGCAAGAGGACUGGAUCCUGGCUUACAGCCACGACCAAAAGCUCUACGUCUCUGUUGAAUUUGGUAGGAGGUGGCAGCUUGUGCAUGACAAUGUCGUCCCCAACAGAUUCUAUUGGUCCAAACUGGGUUUAGACAAAGAGCAAGGCAUGAUCCACCUGGAGAUUAGUGUGUCUGAUGGACGGUCACAGUACAUAACGUGUAAACUGCAGAACUGCUCUGAUGCAAACAAGGGCAAGCCUUUCCCGGGAUUUAUCAUCCCUGAUUCCCUGGUGGUUCAGGAUGAAUACGUUUUCAUCCAGGUGCCAAUGGGUGGUCACUCUGUCCAUUAUGUGUCCUAUAAAAGAAAUGCUUUCUACCCAAUGAAGCUUCCCAAGUACACUCUGCCAAAGGACUUGCAGAUAAUCAGCACAGAUGAUAACCAGGUGGUGGCAGCGAUUCAGGACUGGCACCAGAAUGAUUCCUACAACCUGUACAUGUCUGAGUCCAGGGGGCUGUUCUUCACACUGGCGUUGGAGAAUGUUGUGAGCAGCGGAGGCCCUGAGGGGAAUGUCAUGAUAGACCUCUAUGAGGUGGCUGGGAUUAAAGGGGUGUUCCUGUCAAAUAAAGUUGUUGAGAGCCAAGUGAAAACUUACAUCACAUACAACAAGGGGAGAGACUGGCGUCUUCUGCAGGCUCCCACAACCGAUCUCCAGGGAAACAAGGUCUACUGUGAACAGCCCUACUGCUCAUUACAUCUGCACCUCCAUGUGUCUGAGAAUCCUUAUACCUCCGGAAAUAUUGUCAGCAAAGAUUCAGCUCCAGGAAUUAUAAUAGCGUCAGGUGUGGUUGGCCCUGAACUGACCAGCACUAAUGUCAGUAUUUUCAUCACAUCUGAUGCUGGAAACACUUGGAGAGAGGUUUUUGAGGAAGAAUACAGUGUGUUGUUCCUAAACCAAGGAGGAGCUCUGGUAGCCAUCCGACACACGCCUCUGCCUAUUAGACACAUUUGGCUGAGUUUUGAUGAGGGCAGAAACUGGGACAAAUAUAGCUUCACCUCCUCUCCUCUCUAUGUUGAUGGGGUGUUGGGGGAGCCUGGAGAGGACACCCUCAUAAUGACAAUAUUCGGUCAUUUCAGUCAUCGUUCUGAGUGGCAGCUUGUCAAAAUUGACUUCCGAUCCAUCUUCAGUCACCGGUGCACAUCUGAAGAUUAUCUGACCUGGCAGCUACACAAUGAAGGCGAAGUGUGCAUCAUGGGAGUAAAGAGAAUCUUCCAAAAGCUGAAAACAAAUGCUCGAUGUGUCAAGACCAGAGAUCAGCAUAUCUCCCAAAUGUCAGACCCUUGCCCAUGCACAGAGGCAGAUUUUGAGUGCGACUAUGGGUUUGAGAGGCAAAGUGACGGGAGCUGCACGCCAGCGUUUUGGUUCGUUCCAUCAACGGCAUCUAGAGACUGUAUCACCGGGGAUAGUUUCCUCAAUACAACAGGAUAUCGCAGGGCACUGUCCAAUAACUGCACUGCUGGAACCUUGUUGAAGUACAGCCCGAGGCGACAGAAAUGUCCCAGUCAGGCUCCCAGGGGCCUCCAGCUCCUCACGAGUGAAGGAACGCUGGUAGCAACACUGGGAAAGAAUGUCACCUUCUUGGUUUUCCUGGAAGAGGGUCUCGGUUCAACAACAAGCAUAACUGUGGACUUUGGUGACGGCACGGCUAUAUCCUAUGUCAACAUCAGUUCCAUUGAGGAUGGGGUCAAGCAUGUGUACAGUAAGGUGGGCAUCUACCAAGUAUCUGCCACAGCGCGCAACACGCUGGGCUUCGACUGGGUGAUCCUCUACCUCCAUGUCUCCCGUCGACUUGAACAGGUCCAGCUCUUAGCUCCCUCUGUGGUUGUCAAAAACAAAGCAGUUAACCUCACAACAGUGCUGCGCCCCAGCCAUGUAGGAACAGUCACCUAUUACUGGUGGUUUGACAACAAAACUGAGCCGGUGGUGACAUUGGAAGGAGGAAUGUCCUUCACUUUCUCCAAAGAGGGAAGUCACACUGUUACUGUUCAGGCUUCAGUUGGCAAUACUGUGCAUCAGGACAAGAGGACCCUAGUAGUAUAUGAAUAUUUCCGGUCACAUGUUUUGGCCUUCUCUUCUAAUUUGGAUGAGCUGAACCCUGGGGUGGCUGAGUGGAGAGAGGACAUCAGCAGAGUGGUGAAGAACUGCAUGGUUCAGGUCACAGGAAUCAGUGAAGAUCAACUUCUGGUCACAGUGCUUCCAGGUUUACCCACCUCAGCAGAGAUUUUUAUUGUGCCCGAGAAGAGGUCAAGAGAGGGAGGCAUUGAUGAAAAGCUGGCACACCUAGAUCAGCUUUCUCAGGUCCUGCUAAGUGCUCUGAACCAGGACCUCAUCCAGUUCACACUCAAACCAGGGGUGCAGGUGAAUGUGUAUGCCACCCGUUUGUCUCCAGCUCCUCUUGUGGACAGCAGUGAUAAUGGCCACAACGGUGCUGCAGUCAUCAUGCUAGUGUCAGUCGUACUGAUGGGCUUGGCAGUAUUUGUAAUAUACAAGUUUAAAAGGAAGAUCCCUGGCGUCAAUACAUACACAGCGGAGCAGCCGGACAAAGAGCAAGAGGUGAUUCCUACAGUGACCUCUAUAGCCGUCCCAAACCCCGAGGAGGACAUCACAACCUCACUGGAGCACGUGGAUGUAAAGUUGGACUCACAAAGCAGAGGCUACCUGCCAUCUCACACAGACAUCAAGCUCUCUGAUGAAGCGCCCCAUGUGUUUUAAUGUUGAGAGUCUAUGACCGACUCGAAAGCAAUACAUCUUCUUUGGCAGUUACUUCCAGCAAGCUAUGAAACCAUGGUCUCAAUGAAUGGUCUCGAGUGUUUUGCUACCCAUGCAUGGAUGGACCAGUUCACACUGUGCUGCCUAAUCCCUCUGAGGAGACUGUACAGAUUUAUACUUGCCUCUUGAAAAUGGGACAUUUUUUGACUGAAAAUACUUGUAUUUUUGCAAGGACAUUGAUCUUUUUAUGUAAAUAAUGUACAUACAGAUUGGAAGAAGCUAAAGUUAUUUGUCUCAGCUGGUUACAGCGGCUCAAAGAAAUCACAACAAUGGAACAGAAGAGAUGUUUAAUAAUGUUUCAAAGUAUUCUCCUAUCUCUGGUCUUGGGCUUGUGUUUGUGAAGUGUACUUAGUUUAACUACGUGGAAAUAGCUUAUCUGAGUAAGACAGGGAGGGAACCAGAUUCAUUAAGCUUUGUACAAUCAGUAAAUCUUAUCACACAAGAUUUUCAUCAAAUGAAAGCUUGCAAUAUCCAGGAGAUGAAGGAGGGCUCUAUCUCUAUCCCAGAUCUGUGUUUUCCAUCAAGCCUGUCCCAUUGGAACCAAAAAUGUUAUGUCAUAACAAAAAUAAGAACCGAUGAUCACAGUGGACACAGAUAAGUACAGUAUAUAGAUGACCAGCUGAGUAGUCCCACAUGUGUAGGGGUCUCAAAACAGUCAUUUGAACUAACCAUAACAUCAUAAAUGUAAAGCUUACUCUU
Molecule: messenger RNA, 4536 nt
Organism: Myripristis murdjan (pinecone soldierfish)
Lineage: Eukaryota; Metazoa; Chordata; Actinopteri; Holocentriformes; Holocentridae
Product: VPS10 domain-containing receptor SorCS1-like
Exons: 27
Coding region: 1-3780 (1259 amino acids)
Biological process (GO): post-Golgi vesicle-mediated transport
Cellular component (GO): membrane; Golgi apparatus
Molecular function (GO): protein binding
Source: RefSeq, a predicted model, not a curated record